AUGGCACAGAUGCACAACACCAUCAUUCGCGCGCUGAACUCUGCGUGGAACCACGCUCCGAGCGUGAAGCCUUCCACCCAAGAAGCAGCAGAUUUCCUUCUAUUCAACCAACAGCUUUUUACCACUCUUGACCACCACCACAAGGUGGAGGAUGAUUACAUGUUUCCGGCCCUCGAGAAGUUGCUCGGUCGGUCCGGUGCGAUGGAGGAAAAUGUCAAAGGCCAUCAAUCAUUCGCAGAAGGCCUGGCCAUUUUCCAAAAGUACGUUUUCGUCACUUCAUCAGAUGAGUUCAACGGCACGACCUUCCGACAUAUCAUCGAGUCAUUCGCGCCUGAACUCAUCCAACACCUGCACGACGAGAUUGUCAGUCUGAUGGCUCUCCACGUUCUGGAUUCCGCCGAGCUAAUGAAGAUUUGGAAACAUGCAGAGCGCAUCGCGGUCAAGGACACCGACCUGUACUCCGAUGCCCCUUGGACACUUGGUUGCCAGGACAAAUCUUUUUUCAUCGACGGCGUCAAGGGCACAUUCCCCGGUGCGCCUUGGAUCUUGGAAACCGUCGUGCGAAAUUGGCAUGCAAGGAGGCAUGCCGGGGCGUGGAAAUUCUGCCCUUCGGACCUUCACGGCCACAGGAGGCAAAUGAUCAGGGCCUGA
Exophiala aquamarina CBS 119918 is the source of this 651-nucleotide messenger RNA. RefSeq lists its product as uncharacterized. Bases 1 to 651 code for a protein of 216 amino acids. The transcript has a single exon. Lineage: Eukaryota; Fungi; Ascomycota; Eurotiomycetes; Chaetothyriales; Herpotrichiellaceae. The record is from RefSeq and is a predicted model, not a curated record.